UAUUUACUGGAACUCUGUAAAAUGCAUGUUCUUGGAUACCUAGCUUGAAUCAGUCAGUGUUUAGGAGUUUUAGGUAGUUAUUAAGCUAUUUUAUAUAUUGCAGAGCAACAAUUAUUUAAUGCAAAAGAAUAUUCAUGGUUACCUGGACCUAGCAGAACAUUAAUCAAGCAUGGAGAUUCUGUGGUCUCCAAACCACGAGGACAAGUUCCUCACAUUUAGUUCUGAGUUGAGCCUAUAUAAAGUGGAACCAUGGAAAGAAGACACACAGCAGACUCAAAGGUUAUCACCAAACACUGCUGCUACUCUAUUAGCGGUGAACUCAGAUCAACAAUAUUUAAAAUGUGUGGCUUGGUACCCUCAGUCAGAGCCAGAUCAUUUAAUCGCAGUUGGACAAGCUAAUGGCCGGGUGGUCCUCACAAGCUUGUGCCAGGGAAGUAAAGAUCCGAGAGAGCUGACUGGAAAAGAGUUUAUACCACGUCAUGCACGGCAGUGCAACAUGCUUGCUUGGGACCCAUGCCAUACAAAUCUGCUGGCAGCUGGCAUGGAGAAAUAUCGAGCGGAUCACUGCAUUCUGGUGUGGGAUGUACUUGCCACACCCUUCGUGGAUCUGAUGGCAACUCCGGAGAGACGCGGCCACAUACUCGGCAACAGCGCUGAUACGUCAUCAGGAAUGGUUAGCAAGCCCAUGCACGAGUUGGGUCUAUCGGAGACAGUGUUGUCUCUGAGUUGGUUCAAACAUGAUCCUAAAACGCUGCUUGCUGGAAUGAACAACAAACAUAUCCGAAUCUUUGAUCUGAGAGACACAGGGAGAGCGCACAUGAAUACAACGCUCACCAAGGCUGUCUACGGAGUUGCUGUUGAUCCAUAUAACUGCUUCCGCAUUGCUUCCUACGUUGAUACUCAAGUUGCAAUAUGGGACACUCGGAACUUUGACAAACCAGUUCUUUCAUUGACGGAGAAUAGGUCAAUCACUAGAAUGUCUUGGAGUCCUACAAGGAUGGGACUUCUUGCCACCAUUUCCAAAGACAGCUCGGUAGUUAAACUCUAUGACAUACAGCAUGUUACGAUAGGAGAUGAGGUAGAACCAGCAAUUGUCGAAAGACUUGUACAACCAUAUGGUCAGCACGCAGUUGCAUCAUUUGCUUGGCAUCCAACUCACGAAAACAGGCUGCUAUCUGCCACACCAUCUGGCACCAUUAAAGACACGGUUGUCUUUGAACGGAUCACUCUGAAUUGGUCGCCAUAUUCCAACAUCGUCUGGGCUUGUGGACGCAAGCUGCUCCAGUAUGACGAAGAGUCAGAGGAACAUGUCAGAGAUGACAUUUCGACAAAAAUGAAACAACGAGCGCUCAGUGGCUACGGACUAAAGGUAGAGCAGGUGUGGGAGAAUGGCCUUCUGUGUGGUGAUGAUGCUGGAUUGAAAAAUGUGUGGUCAUGGCUUGAUCUAGCCAAGAGUCUGAAGGAGGAGGGCAAGCAGAGGAUAAACUCGCGCUUUGCGAACUACAAGCUGCAGGGCGUCCUGGCGAUCCUGAAGGGAGAGCUGAUGCCAUCAGGCUUUUCCACCAAGAGCGAUGUGCACAUCGUACCCUGGGUGGGAAUGGAGCGGCAGCAGAGUAUUCAGCAGCAGGUGUACCGGAACGAGUGCAGGGAGAUGGCAUUGAUGCUGUGUGGCUGGGGCUUCGAGAAAGACAAUUCAACAUUCAAUGAUUUCUUAGACAGGCUGCAGAGUGAUGGCUUCUACGAGAGAGCGGCCGCGAUUGCACUUUUUAACCUCAAGAUACGCAAGGCCAUCGAGAUUCUCCACAAGGGCUCGACGCCAAAGGACGGAAAAGCUGGUGAAACGGCAUCCAAUCUUUUAGGAGGCGACAUAAACCUGAACGUGGUUGCCAUGGCGCUGUCGGGUUUCACGGAGGAGAAGAAGACGCUGUGGAGAGAGAUGUGCAGUGAGCUGAGGACUCAGCUGUCUAGCUCCUACUUGCGAGCCAUGUUCGCCUUCCUCACGUGCGACGAUGCCUACGAAGAGGUCCUGAGCGAGACAGGAAUUGCCAUACAGGAUCGCGUGGCCAUAGCGGCAAUGUACUUAUCAGAUGCAAAGAUGAUGGACUAUGUAGAGAAAUUGACAGUGCAGAUGGCAGAUGAUGGAAACUUGGAUGGAAUUCUACUGACAGGCCUCACCAGGGAGGGCUUGGAGCUGCUGCAGAGAUACGUCGAUCUGACGAGUGACGUCCAGUCGACGUGCUUCAUCAUGGCGCACGCGACCCCUGACGUCAUGAAGGACGUGAGUGUGAAGCAGUGGGCCGAAAGUUAUCGUGACCUCCUGGAUGUGUGGCGACUAUGGCAUCAAAGGGCGCUGUUCGACGUACACUGGUUCCAAGGCGACGCCGGCUCGAGGCCGCCGCAGCAGGUCACCGUCUGCUGUAACUUCUGCAGCAAGUCGAUCUCGACGACCGGGCAGGGCAGGGGCCCGCGACGGCCGUACCUACACUACACCGCCAGGACGCCGGCGACAAAGUCGAAAGUGACGUGUUGCCCAGGUUGCAGGAAACCACUGCCACGCUGCGCUCUAUGUCUGAUGAAUAUGGGUACUGCCUCUGGCAUGGGUCCAACGAAGACUGAGAAAAUCCGUCUACAAGUGAUGCCCUCUGGGAAGGAUGGCAAACCAAUCGCAAUUUCCAGCUGGUUCACAUGGUGCCAGACCUGUAGACACGGAGGACAUGCCAAUCACAUCACCGAGUGGUUCCGCGAGCACGCAGACUGUCCUGUUACCGGGUGCAACUGUCGGUGCAUGACACUCGAUACCGUCUCUAAGGCUAGUACAGGCAGCAGCUCCACAAGCCAGCACAGGACCGCAGGCCACAGUGACGACGUAGCCAGCCGCGGUGCUGCCCCCGCUCCAUGACGACCUCCGUUCCGCCCUGUCAUCGACUUAAGAUUUCGUUCGCUCGCUGCAUGGCCCGAAAUAGUAAAUGGAUUGCUCGAGUCUGUGUAGCAACAUCAAGCAUGUGUAUGCAAGCAUCGUGUCGAGUACGGAGUAUGCCACCGACCACAUUAAUCACGUGAUUUCAUAAUUUAUUUAAUAGCAUCCACUUUCGAUUAGGAACUGAAGAGCUUCCAAGCAUGCACACACAUAAUCAGUGUUAUCGAUGUAAUAUCAUGAAUUUUCUGAGCUGUUCUUUGUUUUAUAUCUAUAGUUUAUUAGCCACUGUUGGCAAUUUGUCCCUGCCACUAGUUAUGAUAUAAAUGUUGUAAAAACGAUAGUUGAUUCAGUUAAAAUGGGGAGCAUAUUAAUUGAUGGAAUCCUUUUUCUAGCUCUAGUUUGAGAACAGAACAAGCAGGUAAAGUGUGUUACACAUAUGUGUUUGCAUUAGCUAGAACUUCCUUGUUGACCAUGGAAGAAUACACACAAUUGUGAUGUUUGUGAUAAAUUUUUGGUAAGCUACUAUGUACAUAUAGAUAACUGUAUCAACUGUUAUGAUCUGUUCCACUAGUUAAACAUACUGGAAAUAAAAUAAUAAAAAGAAAAUGCUUUUUUUACGUUAUAUUUUAGACAAUGUACUUGACCAAGUAGACAACAGCAGCAGCAGCAGCAGCAGCAGCAGCAGCAACAACAACAACAGCAGCAGCAGCAGCAUUAUAUUCAGCUUCAAUAAUCGUGUAAAUACAGAUGAUACGUUCUCACAUGCAAUCUGCAAUUACUGCAAUCUGCAAUCUGCAUUACUUGCAAUCUGCAAUUACUGAUUUAUGACAUUGUAAGGGUUGGCAUACAGUUAUUAUCAUACAUAUAAAUAUAGCAUCCAUAUCCUAGAAAUACGAGAGUAAUAAAACAUCUUUAUCCUUAAAAUUGUCAAUGAUUGCCUUGGGAUACACAUAUGCUUCACUUACUACAUAACAUUAGUGUAGGUAUCUUCCUACACAGAAAUGGUGAAAAGUAAAACCAACUUACUCUUGCCAGGAAUGCCUGUAUUUAAACAUUUGCUUAACGGUCAGUUAACUUGAACUAGAUCGAACUGUAAACAUCACUUUAUUUUAUAUAACAGCUUUCAAGGUUCCUAUAUAUAUCAAUACACCAAUAGUGCUGCUAUGACCCAUGUCUGUGAAUUACCGUAAAAAUAAGCAAGCAACGUUUCAGGUUAUCACAGUCAAAACUGCACUUGUGGUGACUGUCUGGAACUGUUUCCCAAAACGCAAUCAUUUAGCGAUCCAAGCAAAUAUAUAGCCCGAUGUGGCACUAAUAAUAGUGCCCACAUUGAUGGGCAAGUUGAAUGGCUGUGUUGUACUGUGC
This is a messenger RNA of Priapulus caudatus, 4282 nucleotides long. Its product is annotated as WD repeat-containing protein mio-like. Gene Ontology annotation, molecular function: protein binding. Gene Ontology annotation, biological process: positive regulation of TORC1 signaling; cellular response to amino acid starvation. NCBI's taxonomy places the organism in Eukaryota, Metazoa, Priapulida, Priapulimorpha, Priapulimorphida, Priapulidae. The transcript is spliced from 28 exons. Bases 170 to 2899 code for a protein of 909 amino acids. The record is from RefSeq and is a predicted model, not a curated record. Gene Ontology annotation, cellular component: cytoplasm.